AUGACGACAUCCGUGAAUGCAAAUCGUCGUUUAUUGGAAAGUGUUCGUGAUGAACCAAAGAAAAUGCUGCUUCCCAUAUCUGGCUAUGAGAAAGUCAAUGUUAAAACUCUUGAUGAAGCUUGUGAUCCGAUAAAGCAUAUGUUCGAUGAAACGUUACAACAAUAUAUUACUAUAGCCAAAAUGAAUUCAACCGAACCCGAGGAUGGGCUCAAUCCACAUGAAUCAGCAGCCAUCCAUCUAUAUACUAUAGAAUGGGAUGUACAUGAAAACAGUCUUUACAUGAUUUUAAAUCGAACUCUUCGUCUGGCUGAUCGUACAAAACUUCAGCCGUGGUUCAAACGUAGCCAAGACACACUUGUUUGGCGUGGUGUACGUGAAGAUCUUAGUGGUCUUUACCCAAAGGGCAAGGAAUUCACUUGGUGGGCAUUCAGUUCGUGCACUGCUUCAAUGAGUGCCCUUGAAUCACCAAAUUAUUUGGGAAAAUCAGGUGCAAGAACAAUGUUCUCCAUUCAAACCAGCAGUGGAAAAGAUAUCCGUGCUCAUUCAUAUUUUGAAAACGAAGAUGAAAUUCUUCUUCCUCCGGGUAUUUAUCUUAAAGUUAUUGAUAGCUUGGAUCCAGCUGAAGAUUUACAUAUUAUCCAACUCCGUGAAAUUUCGCCACCAUAUCAAAUGAUUGCUGAACCUUUUGAUCUUACUCAACUAAAGCAAACUUUACCACAACCAAAACCAAUCGUAAGCAAAGAGCAAGACAUCUAUCCAUCAUUCAAUGUUACACCAAAACCAUCUGUACAAGCACUUUCAAAAAAUGGCAAGUUACCUUUAUUUUCUUGA
This is a messenger RNA of Rotaria sp. Silwood1, 831 nucleotides long. NCBI's taxonomy places the organism in Eukaryota, Metazoa, Rotifera, Eurotatoria, Philodinida, Philodinidae. The record is from the annotation of a GenBank genome assembly.